Messenger RNA from Gasterosteus aculeatus aculeatus (three-spined stickleback), 9574 nucleotides. RefSeq names its product signal-induced proliferation-associated 1 like 1 (gene sipa1l1). Gene Ontology annotation, molecular function: protein binding; GTPase activator activity. Gene Ontology annotation, cellular component: cytoplasm. The record is from RefSeq and is a predicted model, not a curated record. NCBI's taxonomy places the organism in Eukaryota, Metazoa, Chordata, Actinopteri, Perciformes, Gasterosteidae. Gene Ontology annotation, biological process: regulation of small GTPase mediated signal transduction.
GUCUUCUGACGUCAGUCUGACCAGUGGCCCGGGACGGAACUCCUCCUGGUUAUUGCUCGUCACCACCUCUCUCAUCUGCAGGAAACCGUUGCUGCUUGAACAUUGGGAGGGCCUUCAUCUGUUGACAGGGCUUUGUGUUUGCAAGAGAUCCAGACAUCAACAGUCAAAGGAGAGCGGUUGUUGUUGUUGUUGUUGUUGGCAAGCCGCUGAGCUGGUCCUAUUCAGAUUGAAUCUAGUCUUCUUGCAGCAUGGUUGCGAUGCAGACUGCAUUUUAGAGACCCGCUGUAAAGGUUCACCAUCAACCCGUUUCCUUUACCCAAGGUCCAGCUCCGGAAAGCACCAAAUGUAUCCUCUGAAGCGUUCUCAGACAGAGCGCUCGGUCGGGGGCUCAGUGCCGGCUUCUGAUGAGUUCUAUACCCGCCGCCUGCGACUGCCCAAUGGAGGGGCGCCACCGCCACGCAGUGAGAGCGCCCACAUCUCCUCUUCAACCACCGCCGGCUCCAACCCUGGCGUCCCAAAGAUGGGGGUUCGGGCUCGUGUGGCUGAUUGGCCCCCGAGAAAGGACGGCGGCGGAGGAGGAGGAGGAGGAGGAGGAGGAGGCGGCGGCGGCGGCGGUGUUUGGCACAUAACUGUGGAAACGGACUCCCCCAGCUCUACCAACACCACCAGCUCUUCAGGGUCAGGGAGUGGUGAUAGAGAAAGACUUGUCGGAGGGGGACCAGGUGGAGGAGGAAGUAGCGGGAGUGGUAGUGGGAGUGGUGGCAGUGGAGGAGGAGGAGGAGGAGGAGGAGGGGGGGUGUCGGCCGUCACAGCCCACAGCAAUCUGUCAGCCAAGCUCGGCCACCUGAUAAGCCCGCAGGACUCGUCCAUGCUGCGCAACAUCCACAACACUCUCAAGAACAAGAUGCAGAGCAAGGGCAAGGACAACCGCUUCCUGUCACCCGAUGGCUAUCUGGGCUCGCCGCGUAAAGGCAUGAGGCGCAUCCGCCAGCGCAGUAACAGUGACAUAACGAUCAGUGAGCUGGAUGUGGACGGCAAUGAGGGCUGGUCCUUCUCCGGGUGGACACCCAUGCACCGCGAGUACGGCAGCACCUCGUCCAUAGAUAAGCACGGUGUUUCGGGGGAGAGCUUCUUCGACAUGCUGAAAGGGUACCAGUCCUCUGAGGCCCCCGACCAGCGAAGCCCAGCUCCGGAGAAGCUAACGGAGCUGCUCACCGUGGCCCCGACGAAGCAGGCCGCCCUGGACCUGCCGGACGGACCUUCAGGUCCAGCCAGAGGGAGCCCCGCCAGUCGGCUGAAGGAGCGAGAGAAGCACUUGAAGAGGAGGUCAAAGUCAGAGACGGGCGGCGAGUCGAUAUUCCGCAAGCUGCGCAGUGUGAAGGUGGAGGGGGACACAUCGAGAGCCGGCUCAGAUGCUGAGGAUGGGGGGAAGGGAGAUGACAGUGGUCCACCUCCCAAACCCUGGGCGUGUCAAAAAGGCUUUGCCCAUUUCGAUGUCCAGUCUCUGCUCUUCGACCUCAAUGAGGUAAUCCAUAGUCGCCAAUCCGGGUCCAAGCGCAAGAACACCACUACCGGGGCCUCGGCGGCCGCUGCCGCCUCUGCUUCGGCCACGUCCUCCCUCUCCUCAAAUCAGAGCGGGGUGUACGGGUCACCCUGUGGCUCACAGGAGGAGCUGAGCAAAGAGGGCGUAGGAGGAGGACACGGCACCAACCCGGCCCUGGACCCCGGGGACGACAAGAGCAACAACCUGGUGCUCAGCUGCCCUUGUUUCAGAAAUGAGAUCGGCGGAGAGGGCGAAAGGAACAUCGCUUCUGCUAAACAGCCGGGCAGCAUAGGAAGUGGUGGGAGCUCAAGCAACUCUUCGGGCAGUACAGAGGAAGGACCUUUGGAUGCCAUCCUCACUAAUCAUUUUACCAACGCUGGUGUGGCAGUGCUUGAAGUCACCAAGGACGGGCCGAGCCAACAUGCUGACAGGUCCAAACGUUACAUCGUGGAACACGUUGACCUGGGCACCUAUUACUACCGAAAGUACUUCUACCUCAGAGAACACUGGAACUAUCUGGGCGUGGACGAGAACCUGGGCCCAGUGGCAGUGAGUCUGAGGAGGGAGAAAUUGGACGAACAUAAGGAGCAUGGCCAGCAGUAUAACUACAGGGUCAUCUUCAGAACCAGUGAGCUGAACACCCUGAGGGGCUCCAUCCUGGAAGACGCAGUGCCGUCCACUUCGAAGCACGGUCUCGCUCGAGGCUUGCCCCUCAAAGAGGUGCUGGAGUUCCUGGUGCCGGAGCUCAACGUGCACUGCCUCCGCCUGGCGCUCAACACACCAAAGGUCACUGAGCAGCUAAUGAAGCUGGACGAGCAGGGGUUGAGCUUCCAGCGGAAAGUUGGGGUGAUGUACUGCAUGGCGGGUCAGAGCAGCGAGGAGGAGAUGUACAACAAUGAGUCGGCUGGUCCUGCCCUGGAGGAGUUCCUGCAUCUGCUGGGCGAGAGGGUCCGACUCAAAGGCUUCACCAAGUACCGGGCCCAGCUCGACGCCAAAACUGACUCGACGGGCACCCACUCCAUGUACACCACCUACAAGGACUAUGAGAUCAUGUUCCACGUGUCUACCAUGCUACCGUACACGCCCAACAAUAAGCAACAGUUACUGCGGAAGCGUCACAUCGGGAAUGAUAUCGUCACGAUCGUAUUCCAGGAGCCCGGGGCCCUCCCCUUCACCCCCAAAAACAUCCGCUCGCACUUCCAGCACGUCUUUGUGGUUGUGCGUGCUCACAAUCCAUGUUCAGACAACAGCUCCUACAGUGUGGCUGUCACCCGCUCCAAAGACGUCCCCUCCUUCGGGCCUCCCAUCCCAGAAGGCGUGACCUUCCCAAAGUCCUCCGUGUUCCGGGACUUCCUGCUCGCCAAGGUCAUCAACGCAGAAAACGCCGCGCACAAGUCAAACAAGUUCCGCGCCAUGGCGACGCGGACGCGCCAGGAGUACCUGCGCGACCUGGCGGAGCGCCACACCACCAGCACCCCCAUCGACCCCUCCGGAAAGUUCCCCUUCAUCUCGCUGGCCCACAAGAAAAAGGAGAAGAGCCUCUCGUACGGAGGGGCGGAGCUGCGCAGCCCCGGGGCGGUGACCUGGACGGUCCACGUCGAGGACCACGGGACCGGGGGGGAACUGGAGGCCCUGAUGGCCAUCUCCAAUGACUUCCUCAUCCUGCUGGACCAGGAGGCCAAGGCGGUGGUGUUUAACUGUGCCACCAAGGACGUGAUCGGCUGGACGCUGAGCAGCCCGGCGUCUUUGCGGAUUUUCUACGAGCGGGGAGAAAGUGCGUCCCUGAGGAGCGUCGGCAAUAACACGGAGGACUUCAAGGAGGUGGUCAAGCGCCUGGAGUUCCUGACUAAGGGCUGCGAGACAUCCGAGAUGACGCUCCGUCGGAAUGGCCUGGGGCAACUGGGUUUCCACGUGAACUACGAGGGCAUCGUGGCUGAGGUGGAGCCAUAUGGUUACGCCUGGCAGGCAGGCCUGCGACAGGGAAGCAGAUUGGUCGAAAUCUGCAAAGUUGCUGUGGCAACGCUGACCCACGAGCAGAUGAUUGACCUCCUGCGGACCUCAGUGACGGUCCGUGUCGUAAUCAUUCCACCUCACGAUGAUGCCACUCCUCGCAGAGGCUGUUCAGAGCUCUAUCGGAUGCCUGUGUCAGAUUACAAGGGCAGCAGCAGCGAUAGCGGCUCCUUCGAAUACAAGUUUCCCUUCCGCAGUAACAACAACAAGUGGCAGAGGACGUCCAGCAGCCCCCAGCAGUCACUCACUGCCUCGCCACAGCCCCACCAGCCCAACCGGGCCAUCAGUCUGGGAAGCUCGGUGGGGAAAACCUUGUCCGCUGAGCGGCUGGAGCGGGGAGCCGUCAUCCCACGCAGCGUCAGCAGUGAUGGCCGGCCCCUCGACACCAAGCGGAUGUCUCCGGGCAGUGAGAGCUAUAGCCUGGCCUCCUCGAUGGCGCUGGGUCGCUCUCCUCACAACCGCAGCUCUCCCAGCAAUCUCUCUUGUUCCAGCGACGCCUCCGGAAGCUCCGCCCACUGGAGACAGAAGUCCAUGCCUGAGCAGUUUGUUGGGAGCCGGCACUCUCCAAUGUCUACAGAGAGAAGAGAGGUGGCUGGAGAGGGCGGUUCCAGUGGAAAGUCCACUCCCAAUUGGUCGAGAAUGGAGGAAGGGGGAGGGGCUGAACGAGGGUCAACAGAGGCCCCAGUCUCCAAGUCCGGUCAAGGCUACUCUGGAGGUCCCCGCAUCCAGAGACAGGAGCAGGUCAUCCACCUGUCCCCGAAGAAGAGCAGCCAGUCGGACGGCCCGUAUUCCGGCCACUCCAGCAGUAACACGCUGUCCAGCACAGCUUCCAGCGGGGGCCACAGCGACAGCGACAAGUGGUACGAAAUGGGAGCGGGCGGAGGCUCUAGCGGCGACCAGGGUGAGCCGGAGCCCAACGGACUGGGCGGGGGAGGCUACCUGCAGGGGACGUCUGCCGACAGCGGCAUCGACACCAGCUCCUACGGGGCCUCGCACCACACGCACCCCCACUCGCACCACGGCAGCACCACCUCCCUGCUGGCGCCGAGCGGAGGCAGGGAGAGCAGGGAGAGCAGAGAGAGCAGGGAGAGGUUGGCGUCCCCGUGGCACAGCCCCACGGAGGGAGGCCGGCGGAUGCUGGAGAGGUCGCCGGCUGCGGCAGAGUCCCCGGGGCCUCCGGCGGAGAGGAGCCUGGAGGGGACGGGCCGAAGCCCCCCUACUCAUCUCCUGGUUAGAGACAGCAGCACCUACAGUCUGAGCGAGGCUGGAUCACACUCCAGUGCCAGGCAUUCAGGCCACAGCUCCCCGAGAGAGGAAUCCUCCUCUUCAGCCACUUCCCCUUCCUCCCAGUCCUCAUCCUCCCCUGGGCCCAAGAGCUUCUACCCCCGCCAAGGAGCUCAGUCCAAGUACCUGAUUGGCUGGAGGAAACCCGGUUCCACCAUCAAUUCUGUUGACUUCGGGGACACACGCAAGAAGUCUCCGGGAGAGGGUGGAGGGGAAGUUGCUCCAACCCCGGCAGCCAGGCCCUCUCUCCGGGACAUGCACUCGCCGCAGCCUCAUGCCAAAUCUACCAUGGAGGAAGAUGUGAAGAGGCACUGCGCCCCGGACAGCCCACCACAGCCGCGCAGACAUAAGGAAAAGCACGGCCAGAAAUCCCCAUCGAGCCAGCCUCUCAGCCACCGGCGCUCACUCCAUCGCACCCUAUCGGACGAGAGCAUCUACCGUGGCCAACGCCUCCCGACCCUGUGUUCCUCAAUUACCGAACCGACCCUCGCCGCAGAUGUUCUCUUCAGCUGCUCCACCCUCCCACGCUCGCCCACCACCCGGGGUGUUCCCCUCAGACGGCCCUCCUAUAAGCUGGGAGUCAAACUCCACGGUGACCUUUCGGCAUCCGACACAUCGUUGGUGGAUUUGGUGGAGCGUCAUCGGGGACCCCUCCCUCAGGAGCUGAUGCCCCUCCCCUCUCAAGACAGAGACAGUCCCCUGGAGUGGACACAUCUGGUGGAUGUGGCCAAUACCUUUGAGACUGAAAGGAACACACACUAUGUCCAAAGAAGUUAUGUGUUCGGCGAUUCAAACCACAGAAGCAGCGGGGCGUCCAGUCCCCAACAGCCACACAUAGAGCUGCAGCCUGCGCCCCUGUCACGGCCCUCCUCCAGCGAGGGUCACAUAGGGCUGGAGAGGAAGGUCACCAAGCUGGAGGCCAUGGUGAAGAUGCUGCAGGAGGACCUGAAGAAGGAGCGUGAAGACAAGGUGAGACUUCAGGGUCAGAUCAAGAGGCUGUGGGACGACAACCAGAGACUCAAGGAGGAGUCGCAGACGUCCGCCGCUAAGCUCAAGAAGUUCACCGAGUGGGUCUUCAACACCAUCGACAUGAACUAACUACGGCCUGGUCAUUUCAACUCUCGCACGUACACACACACACACACGCACACACACUCGCUUACAUCAGCGCGCACACAGUCUGGACGGAGGGGCAGAGGGGGAAGAAACCGUGCACAAGGAAACGUGAGACUCCCAAUCAGCCUGGUGCUGCUAAACCCUCCGACCAUCUACCUUCUCAGGACGAGACUCUAGGAGAAUGGGUGUUGUUUAUCAAAUUACAAAGGACUGACCUCCACUCUCCAAUAGCACCGCCGUGCUGAAUUGAUCUUUCUUUCGUCUCGCUGUGCCAAAAGCGUUUUUUUUCCCCCCCCAAAAUUGCCAACAGAAAUGAAUCUCUUCGCCCUCCGUUCUCUCUCUGGAAAAGUCCGCUUUGCCUCGACGUGAACACAAAAUAUCACCAGACCACCCCCCCCUGCCAUGCCAGGCCUUCUCAGUGGAUGUGCUUCACUUUAGGGGCAACCCGCAGUUCAUACCCGGCCUUUACCUCUCUGUCCCUUUUUUUUGUGUUUUUGCUCAGCUUCCCCUAAAAGGUGUCAUGAGUCUUUAACGCCAAACCUAACCCGCCCCAGCAGAGGGUAGACGACUGCCCAGUGACUUAAGAGAAGACGUCUCCGAAAUGGCACGCAAAGACGUGACUGCGACAAAAGCUGCCGGUCCGGCCAGGCGAUCCACGACGGAUCUGAAGCCUCAAGACCGAACAGAAGAUGUUUUCGUCCCCUUCACGUGUGAGUGGAGUGUAAACAAAUUGUGGUGUUUCCUGUCCUCAAAUCCGCAACUGUGGCCGUCUACAGCCCGCUGACAUGGAAGCAGCUUGACGCCAGUCUGAACGGGAUGAGAAAAAUGGAUUUGUACAGGUUUUAUUAUAUUUUUCUCUCCUCCGUGUCACUUAUAUCUGGAUCUGGAGCAUCCUGCUGCUGGUCUCUACAGCACAAACCAACACCUGGCAGAGGAGUAUAUUUAUAAGCCAUCGGCAAGAGAUGCCAUUGAACGUGACUGAUAUCCAGAGUGCUUUGGUCCAUCCCAAUUAUAUGUGUCUUAAAAAACGGUAGGAAGAAGUCAUGUCUCUCUCAACAAAAAAAAGCGAAAGUUUGCUCUCGGGAAGAUGUUUUUAAGGUCACGCAGAAAAGACGCCGGUCUCUUAUCUUCCAUUGAAGCAGUGAGCACCGUGCGUUGAGGAAAAAGGAAAGAGGACUCCACUCGCAUCCCACUGUCUGCAAUGACAGAGACAUUUUUUGGGGGAGGGAAAAGUAAGAAGGGACCUUUCCCCCCCCCCCCAGGUUAAUUUAUUUCCUUGUAUUAUAAUUCCAAUAAAUAAUUUGUUCUAUUCGUACAAUAAAACUGACAUCAGUGUUUAGUUCCUCAAGAAAAUGGUCACUAGCGAUAUUAUUUAAAUGGCUUUCUUUCUUAAUUCUGGCUAUAGUCGGACUAUAUGCUUUUAAUUCUGUGUUAUGUUGUAUUUUGUAGUGCUCCAGCCUGCUGUCGUGUUGCUUACAGUGCCCUCUAGUGAUGCCCAGUGGAAAUGUCAUGAUUAUUAAAUGUGCUGCCAGUCACCCUGUAAAUAAUCCCACGCCGAUCCAACAAUCAAUCAGUCAGACACGGACCGAGAGGCCACGCGUACACCAAUCAGGAAGGAAACCAGAAACCUGCUUUGGGUGACAAUCAAAGGUAGAUUUUUUUGGGGGGGUGGGGGGAUAAAAGGGGCAGAACCACGGUGUGCUUGUAUGUAAGCGGGUGUGUUUUACAUUUCAACAUGUACAGAUUUUCCUCAGGUCCAGUACAUGUUGGGGAAAAUAAAAACGACGUACCUGAUUAGAUAAUAAGCCGUUGAUCAGAAGGAGCUGCAGUACCGUUGUAUCAUUGUUUGAAUGUUCAUCGGUGUAUUCAGUCGUGCCUAUAGUCAUUUAUUUAGGUCAUUUCCUCCCAGGCAGAGCAGGGACGUGCCUUUGAAACAGCACCUGGGGAACGGAUGGAAGGGAAAGGCUUCUUCUUCAUCCUGAAAAAUAAACACGCAUGGUUAUACACACACACACACACACACACGUUAGUUUUAAAUACUCAUAGUUGUAGACCUCGUAAAAGUUUGCACGUGGGGGGGGGGAUCUGACACAGCGCCGAGUAGUGUAUGGCGACGUGUGUGUGUUUGUGCGCCUUUUGCAUUCAGUUGCAUGCAGUGUGUCUUUCAGGGCCCCUGUGAUAAGAGCGUAUCAGAAAAAAAUAUUCCCUGAAACCCAUAAAAGCUACUUGCCACCCAAGCAGAAGCCACGAAGCUAUUUGGGGUCAUUUCAGGUCGCUUAACUUGAGCACGCACGUUGAAACUCUCGUUCACAUGCUUGCUGUAAGCCUUAAUUCCGUUCCCCUUCCAAUGAAAGAGAUGUUUGCAUCAUGAAUCUGCAAUUAAAACCCCUGCAGAAAAAAGCACAAGCAGCCCCCGGUCUGAAUGUAGAGAGAAUAUAGAAAAGGCUGAAGGUAAAAUGUUUACUAUAACGGACACUCGGCUCUGCAGUUUUGCAGGGAGAUCGGUGAAGUCUUAACAAUUUACGUGAACGGUUCUGUUUUAAGAAUCUCUUGGAUUAGAAUACACUAAAGUCAAGCGCUUAAAUGUUGCCCUUGAUGAUUUGAUUGGGUGGUUUUAACAAGUUGGCCAGUUGCGUAAAGCAGUGUAAUAGUCAUCCAAUAAUGUGAAAUCCUCAAAAUGAUACAGAAAAUAUAACUUGUAUUGGCAGAAGUGUUUCUAAAUCCAGGUUUUGACUGUAAAUUGUUCUGAGCACUGGUUUCCUUACCGAAACUACAGUAUGUCGAUGCUUCAAUAAUAACUGAUAGAUAAUGUUUCGUAUUUUAUUGUACAUGGAAAGUGCUCUAGUUUUUUGUAUUCCAAAUGAAGUAUGGCCAAAAUGACAAACUGUGCUGUGCAGAUGUUUUUGCUCGCAUCUUUAAACGUGUGCAUCUAGAUUAGAUUAGUUACACACUUUAUUCAAACACACACACACACACACACACACACUAGUUACUCCAGUGUCAACGAUAGAUUAUUUUACAGUGCGUAUAUUUUGGAUUCUUUCCUCCGCUUUGUUUUUGGUGCUUUUCUGAGGCAUAUGGGAAAAUGUGAAUGUUCUGUUUCAUUUUGUAAUCUCUUUUAUUCUAAAGAACCCUUUGCACAAUGUUUUAUAAAAAUCCUUGUGUCGACAGGGUUUGGAUAAGAAGGGUGAAUCGAUCCGUUCCUGUGCCGUCGUGUCUUGAUGUCACUCUGUUGUUUUCCUGCCGAUGCAGUUUCCUGACAAAGAGCGAAGAAGUGAGACUCUAUUCAGAACCCCUUCUUUUAUUUGCCCUCAUGCAUCACUGAACAGACCAGAGUGGGCUGCGUGUCGUUGUGGGGGGGUUCACAAAGCUCAGAGUUGACGGCUUACAUCGCUGUGUCGGGAUCCAUUUGGUUUCCCCCUGUUGGGAGAAUAAACCAAACAUUAAAAGGGAUCAGACGAAGCACGCUAAUUCAAGAGGACCAUUCGUUAUACAGAGUUGAAAAUACUGUUUACAUCUCGGAUCCAUUGUCUUUGUAAAAUGUAAAGGUAUGAAAAAGACAUUUGCAGUGAUCACAGUAUUAAAAGUUUCUGAAAUAAAUAAAUGCCGUAUUGAUUCGUG